Oreochromis aureus is the source of this 3878-nucleotide messenger RNA. RefSeq names its product death domain containing 1 (gene dthd1). NCBI's taxonomy places the organism in Eukaryota, Metazoa, Chordata, Actinopteri, Cichliformes, Cichlidae. The coding region runs from base 333 to 3122 and encodes 929 amino acids. The record is from RefSeq and is a predicted model, not a curated record. The transcript has 15 exons.
CAAACUUUUACCACGUUUUAACCAGCCUCUGCUGUCACCAGCGUAAUAAAGAUCUUAAUAGGAGGGAAAUGUGUGCAGUGUGUGGCAUCGGCCACAUGAUGGCGACACAGUGCUACAGUACUGCGGCCUGCCAAUGAGGACGCCUCAUCCGGCAACAGGGGUCGCCUUGGCAACAUGUUUUACUGCUGGCAGCCAGAAAAAUGCAGCCUUGGCGCCUGUAAACUGGGAUAGCCGGACACAGUAACUCUCACUGCCAAGGACACAGCAACCCAGCAGGACUUCGAACAUAAAAGGAGGCCAGCGUGGAUACGAAUCUGCAUGCGAAUAAACUCAUGGAAGGACAAAAGCCUCCUGACUGCACAAGCGAGGACAGACUCCUCAUCGCGUUGGCUGAAACUGUUCAGAAGCUUGAAGGUGUCCGAUGCUGCGGAGAUCAUCACGAUGCAGCAGCGGGUGGGAGGAUGGACGAAGGAGAAGAUGAGAGGGAGGAUGAAAGAAGACGAAGGAGUAAAGAGCAGCAGGAGAGAGACUGCAAAAAGAGAGCUCUGGGAGUGCUGAGGGAAGUCAGUGUUUUUCAUUCAUGCAGACUCAGAGCAUGGAAACAAGCCCUCAGACAAUGUUCCUCCACGCUCAGCAGCUCUCCACCAGGGGGUGGAGCUCAGCAGCAUCCAGCUACGACAGGCAGAGGUGGCAAAAAGGAUACAGAAUGCAGGCCCUGUUCGAGCUCCAUCAGCGACAUUUUCCUGAGUGUUGGAGAGGACAUAGAGAAGAUAAUCGACAAAAUAAGCUCCAUCAUUAUCAAGCUGGAUGCAGCGAUUCACCAGUUAUCUGUAGAUAAGGCCUCCAUCGAGGGUGAAGCACGUCAAGAAUCCAGAGACACAGACACUUUAGUGCAACCUGAAGACGUUAAGAAUCACCUAAACUCCCCUGAUCGACUCGAGUCUGACUCAGGUCACGAACGGGUGAUUGAGGACGGAGCUCAUCGAAGGCUUACAGAGGCAUCGGCAGACACUGAACAAACACUGGACUCAAAUUUCAGCGGUUCUUACUGUGACAACGGGGCAGAGUCACAUGUCAAAGCUCAAGCAAAAGACGUUCUGGAGGAAUCCGUUCACUCUGAGACUGAGUUACUGGAGGAGACUGAAAAGGAAGAUGUGAGCGCAAAGAGAAAAAGAAAAUGGAUUACCGUAGGGCUCACUGGUCAGCUGGAGGGCAGCCAUUCUGAUGUACCAGACGCAUGCUUUAUCAGAGCGCCGGCAGGUGCAGCUAAAGUCCUGAGGUGUGAGGUUGCUGACGCCCUGAGCUGCCUGAUGGUGACUGGCUCAGAGGAGUUGCUUAGCAGAGUGAUCCGGGUGAAAGUUGAACAUGGAGCAGCCUUUAAUUUUCCCGUUACUGUGGUUGUGCCUUUCCAAGCACGCCAUCGCAGCAGCUACAGAGAUGUCGCUGUGAAGAUAAUAGAUGAGGACAAGAGGGUCAGCUACAUCGCUCCCAUAGCAACAGAGGGCGUGUAUGGAGGACAAAGGGGCUCAUUUGCAGAGGUGAAGGUGUACUCGGUGGGUCUUUUUGCAGUGGUUUCCUGUUUAAAACAAGAAAACUACACCAUUCCCAGGAAGGGGUUGUCACUAAAACUCCCCAUGGACCCUCGAGUUUGUCUGAACUAUCUCCCAGGAUCCUUUACUGCACCUGUAAUAGCGCAAACCACGAUCCAGCCGCUAGACACCGUGCUCCUGGCUUCUGUCAAGUCCAGAAAUUACGCCUAUCAUUCGGUGGUGUCUACCAGCCCGCUGCUCUACCUCACCCACCCGACCUCGAGGCCCCUGAGAAGACCCCUCACGGUCACACUUCCAUGUCCCCCAAAUCCUGCAAAAAAGAAAGCAACAAGGGGACAAACGGAGAAGCAACAAGACCAACAAAGUCAACCUGUCAGGGAUUCUCCCCCAUGGGAUCUGAGAUUCAUCGACACCUCUGUGAAAUCCAAGGAAAUGUCCAAUGAGUCGCUGGUUGUUCUGGGCUCAAGGGACAAACAGUGGUGUGUCAUGGAUAAAGUCACCGUCAGGAGCCCGCAGAAGGGACUGGUGUCCUUUGACCUGAUGGAGAACUUUGACAGACUGCUCGUGCUUCGUCUCCUCUCCUCGCUGCGCCCUUGUCACCUCACCUGCCUGGCUGAGGAGCUGGAGGAGUCGGUCUGCUGUCACGCCGUCACUGUCGUCCUCCUGCGAAGCCGAGACGAGCCUCGCGCCCUCCUGGUGGCCGUUGUGCCCAGCAGAGACCUCAGCUGGGAGCUGCACAGGCUGCGAGCUCAGGGCUACAGCGACCUGGUGGAGACCUCGUCGGAGAUCUCGAUGCGUGAGGCAGAUCAGCUUCUCCUGCGUUUCACCGGCAACAUCACCUGCACAGCAUGUCCUUCAUCCUGUUUUCCUUCUCUCACCCCAAUGUGUCAGGGAACAAAGGAGAGGCACGGAGGAAAACCAAGUGCUUUACAAAAUCACUUCAGAGGCUCCGCUGCUCAAACCAACAAAAAUGAAGCCACGCAUGAGCACAUCACCUUCCACAGCCAGAGGAAGAAUCACCUCUUAGUGCAUCUGACUGAGGUGGACCCAUUUGGAAACUACAGCUCUCCUCACUACAAGGGCACAGCCAUAUUUUAUAAGGUCACCAGAGGUCAGCUGGAGUGGCGGGAUGACAAAGCUGUCCUGAAGGACACAAAGCUUCUGGGAGAUCCCGUCUGUAAGCUGUCUCUGACUUUACCCAAGAAAGUGAGAAACCUUACUCGGCCCAUUACAGCCCAGGUGAAGUUAUGUGAGGACACAGGUUCCCUCUCAGACUCUCUUCUUCUCUGGCUGUCCGAGGAGCUCUCAGAGGAGGAAACGGCCCUGCUGGCGCUUUCCCUGCGACUCUGCCGCAGCACCGCUCAGCUGGUGAGGAUCCGAGCCGGGAGCGGCGGCCUCUCUUCCCGUGCCUUCACCAUCCUGGCCAUGUGGAGGAGAGGGCUGCCCGCCGUCCCGAACCAACCCAAGGCCUCUCUGCUCGCUCGCUACUUGGCCAAGAUCGGCAGGCCGGAUCUGGCCAGAGAACUGCUGCUGAGGCAGGCUGCAGCUGCCAGGCAGGAGUCACAGAAUUAAGGAGGCCCAGAAAGGAGCGCUCACACUGACUUUUAAGUGCCGCUUUUGAGCCAAGCCGCUGGGUUGCAGUGCUGCGUUUGAUCCACACGAGGUCAGCAUCACACAAGGAGAGUCAGCGCUCUUCUCUGGGCUUGCAACCCCACCUUUUGUUUUGUUUUGGUAGUUUUCUUAGAGAUAAAGUCUAACAUUGAAAAACUGGGGAGAUUUUAAAAAAUGAACUGCAGUACAGAUGAGCAAAUGUUUUAACCCAGCUCUGAUAUUACUGUUGUGACUCCUUGCAGGGUUCAGACCUCUAAGCUUUGGAGCAUUUAUACGUAUGUUGUUAUAACGAUUUACAGUCUUACCUCACAAUGCAGUUUAUAACGCAGUAAAAGCUGCAAAGUUUGAAUGCAGACGAGCACAGAGCACAUCUGUGGCUACCAGAUUAUUUUUUUAUCAGCUAGACUCGUCGCUGGUUUUCUGUCCGUCUCUGGGUUUUCUCAGUCUUCUUUUUAAACUCUUGGCAGCCCUAAUCUGUGACAGAGCCUUCACUUUCUCACUUUAUUUGGUAGUUUGUCACCACCGCUGGCAGGGAGGUGAUUUAGCGGACCAGUCAGCCGCCUCUCCCCUCUGCGUAAACAAACAACGACACAGAGCUGUGACCUCCUUUCGUCUGCUCCUGACACCGAGUCAUCUUUGAGACGUGAGCGAGUCGGAUAAUGACUGAGUCAUAAAAGGUGUUUUCUUUGUUAUGAGGAUACUAAAAUAGAUUUCUGU